Dipodomys spectabilis (banner-tailed kangaroo rat) is the source of this 1046-nucleotide messenger RNA. Its product is annotated as translation initiation factor IF-2-like. NCBI's taxonomy places the organism in Eukaryota, Metazoa, Chordata, Mammalia, Rodentia, Heteromyidae. Bases 255 to 1046 code for a protein of 263 amino acids. The record is from RefSeq and is a predicted model, not a curated record. The transcript has 3 exons.
GCUAUUUAGUCUGGCAUGGAGUUACCAGCUACUAAAUGUGCAGGCACACAGGGAAGUAAAUUGCAGAGUCCAGAACUGACACAAGCACCAGCCUCCCAGUUCCUUAUUCUGUUCUUUGUAUUUGUAACAUCCCCUUAUCUAAUCUGUACUGGUCCUGUGGAGGGGAAAGGAGGUCAGCACAUUCUGCAGCUUUCAGUGGGCAUCUGGGAGGUCUCCGGAGAAGCUUGCUAGGGGUGGCUCCAUCCUUGUUGUCGAUGCCUAUACAAAGUCAGGAUCUGAAAGAGCAAAGAGAAGGAAGUCAGAGGCUGGGAGUCCUCCGGACCGCACGGCACGCGCAUCCCCGGGUCCAGACACUGCGUUCUCCGCGGGUGCCGCGUGCGGCCCCGGAAAGCUGCCCCAAGCCUAGAGCUAACGAGCAGCCACAGCCUUCGGUGCUGCCCACCGGCCAAGCACGGCCGAGCACUCCAUCCUCAUCCCCAAGGAGAGGAGGCCGGUGCUGCGCGCGAGGGGAAACGGCGAGCCCCGGGGCCGGGCCCGCCCGGGGUCCGGGCUGCGUGAACUACCCGGGAAGCCGGUGGCCUCUCCAGCGACCUCGGCGUGCACCCGAGUGCGGGGUCACUCGGCCAUCUCCGGGGAAAGCGGAAGGAGAAGGAGGAAACGAGGAGCCGGCCCGGGGCAGAUCCGGGAAGGAAGGUGGCCUAGUCACCGUUACUCAGCACUUGGCCGAGAGGGGGGGGGGGGGGGCGGUGUGCACCAUCGGCGAGGAAUCCCGCCCUGCCAGCGCCGUCCUGGGCCUGACCCUCAUCUCCAGUCUCGAUAAGUCCGAUGAAGGCCCGGCCCGAUGCAGUUCCGCCCGCAGCGACCUCGGGGAUCCCGGGAUCCUGAGACGCCUGGCCCGCCGCGGGCCGCACACCGCAAGGACGCCCCGACUGCACACGGGGUCCACUCCCUUUCCCCCACCCGCGACGUUGGCGCCUAGGGGCUCCGGGCUGAGCGUGAGACGUGCCCAGUGCUCCACCCUGCGCCACUCUGACCACGCCCCCUAA